AUGCAUUAUGCCGCAGGUAGGCAUCAGUGCAGCUAUCUGAUUAACCUGCAGAAAGGAGAGUUUCUUCUACAGGGUGGUAAACCUUCGUGGCUUCAAGGUUUGAAAUCGAUACCACGAAAGCUUCAAGAUCUUUACGAGAUUAAUAAGAUCCUAGCUCACAGGCCGUGGCUUUUAAAUAAAGAACACAUAGAGAAAUUGACCAAAGGUGCGGACAAUUGGUCAUUGGCCGAGGUAGUCCACGCGAUAGUACUUUUGGCACAUUUUCAUUCAUUGUCAUCGUUUGUAUUCUCUUGUGGAAUAAACGAAGAAUUGGAUAAUGUAACGGGUCACCAUUAUAAAGAAAAUAUCCAGGACAAUAGCAAUAAAGUACCACCUGCCAAAGAAAAACUUUCUAGUAAUUCCAAGGAAAUUCCAAAUGGCGAAGGCAAGACUGAAAACGUACCGUCGCCUCCAUCGUCCCCUAGCAUAGUUGGCGAACAAGAGGUCGGCGUUGAAACAUUAAUGGAACGAAUGAAACGGCUUUCGGAAAAAUCCGAAUCUUAUCAAAUAACGCAAGAAGAAUUAUCGAAAAGAUUUGAAACGGUCGAAACGCAAUCAGCUGAAUUGGCAGCUGCACCUCAAAGAAAUAGCAUGAUACUUGACUCCGAUAUCGGCCUUUUCAUUGAAGAUCCUUCGUUUAUAUACCAAGAUUUUGCUAAGCGAGGUCAACUGAACGACAUACCGACCUUCCGCGUGCAAGACUAUUCCUGGGAUGACCACGGUUACUCGUUGGUGAAUCGGCUUUACAACGACGUCGGCAAUUUUCUUGACGACAAGUUCAAGACGACUUAUAAUUUGACGUACUAUACGAUGGGUACGCACAGUAAAGUCGACACGUCUCGUUUUAGACGAGCAAUAUGGAAUUACAUACAAUGUAUGUUUGGUAUAAGGCAUGACGAUUACGAUUACAACGAGGUUAAUCAAUUACUCGAACGAAGUCUUAAAACAUUUAUCAAGAGUGCUGUUUGUUAUCCGGAACGCGUUACUAAAAAGGAUUAUGAUCGUGUCAUGAGGGAGUUCAAGCACAGUGAAAAGGUGCACGUGAACUUGAUGAUAUUGGAAGCGCGCAUGCAAGCGGAAUUAUUGUAUGCUUUACGCGCAGUUAUGAGAUAUAUGACCUAAACGAAAUCCAAUUCAGGUCCCUUCGUUCGCUUGGCUGGUCUUGUCCCUUCGAUCGGCUCGUCCAUUCGUUUAUUUUUUUUUUUUUUUUUUAUAAAUUAAUUAAUUAAUUAUUAUUAUUAAUAUUAAUAUUAUUAUAUUAUUAUUAUUAUUAUUACUAUUAUUAUUAUUAUUAUUAUUUUAUACGUUUCGAGUCGCGUGUUGCUUUAUAGCGAGGCUUUUUUUGUACACGGCACCACACAGAAGGAAACAAGCAAACGUGACACCGAUAUAUAAUUAAUAAUAAAAAUACGUAACGAUAAUUAUUCACGAAAAUUUGAAAAAUGCUUAAACAUAUUAAAUACACACAUACACACAUAAAGAAUGAGAGAAAGAUAGACAGGGGAAAAGUAUGGAUAUGAUGAUUCUCAUACACACACACACACACACAAGUUUAAACAUAUUACACACGCUUUUUCCCAAAAGUUUUGAAUCGGUCACUCCGUUUGUUAACUUGUUGUCCUUGAAUCGAUGACCGAGAAAAAAGACAAAGCAAAACGCCUCGAAAAAUCAAAUAGUGAGAGAACGUUUUCUAAAAAAUUUCUUGAGAAAUUUUUCUUAUAUAAUUCAUCGUUGGAAUCGAAAAAUGGUAGAAACGAAAAAAAAAAAAGAAAGAAAGAACAGAUUGAAAGAAAAUAGAAAAAAAAAAAAAA
Molecule: messenger RNA, 1850 nt
Organism: Polistes canadensis
Lineage: Eukaryota; Metazoa; Arthropoda; Insecta; Hymenoptera; Vespidae
Product: sestrin homolog
Exons: 6
Coding region: 1-1161 (386 amino acids)
Biological process (GO): regulation of response to reactive oxygen species; cellular response to leucine starvation; negative regulation of TORC1 signaling
Cellular component (GO): nucleus
Molecular function (GO): oxidoreductase activity, acting on peroxide as acceptor; L-leucine binding
Source: RefSeq, a predicted model, not a curated record